CGGUAACGAUGACUAAGGAGAAGUGCAUUUUUUUAAACAAUAUUUUUUAUAUUAUGUUAACUGUUAUGUUUUGUUAAAUGUUAUGUUUUGAAAAACAAAAGGCAUGUGUUUAAGAUUGUUGCCAGUUUAAAAAUGAAAUGGUGAGAAAAAGGAGAUGUGAAAGUAGAAAACAAUUUCGUGUUCUUAAUUAUUCUCAAGACCUGUUUUCUUGCGAUUGCUGGACUGGCGAAAAUAGGAAAUCUACCAGGAUGAUAACGAAGUGAGAAAGGCGGAAAAAGUGGAAAGAACACAUUUAACCGGUGUAUAAAUACUCAAGUGACCAGUUGCUGCCAGAAUGACAGUUGCAGAAUUCCUUGUUUUGGUAUGGGAUUUCUUGUUUAAGCCAAAGUGCACAAGUCAAGCUAAGCUGCAUAACAAAACGGUGAUAAUCACUGGCGGUAAUGCUGGUAUUGGAAAAGAGACAGCGUUGGAUCUGGCAGCAAGAGGUGCCAAAGUGAUCCUCGGAUGCAGAGACAGAGAGAAAGGGAAGAAAGCUGCUGAAGAUAUCCGCAGGCAAGUGCCACAAGCCAAUGUUACUGUGAAGCAGCUGGACUUGGCAUCUUUUUCUUCCAUCAGGCAAUUUGCUGCCGAGAUACUCAAGAGCGAACCUCAAAUACACAUUCUCAUCAACAAUGCAGGUAUCAUGGCGUGCCCUAAAUCGAAAACCGUUGAUGGUUUUGAAACGCAAAUGGGAGUGAAUCAUUUGGGCCAUUUUCUGCUGACAAAUUUACUAUUGGACAAAAUAAAAGCUUCCACGCCAUCAAGAAUUGUAAAUGUGUCUUCUGCAGCUUAUAUGGCUGGAAAGAUCUCUCUCAGCGAUAUAAACAUGGAAAAAGGAUAUAAUCCUGUCCUGGCAUAUGCCAACAGCAAACUUGCCAACAUACUUUUCACAAGAGAACUGGCAAGAAAACUCGAAGGUACGGGCGUCACAACCUACAGCCUUCACCCGGGAAGUGUGGAUACAGAACUCUCAGCUCAUGUGAAAUUCACGAUUGGACGAAUUUUUGGAUUCUUCUACUAUGUGUUCAGCAAAUUGAUCUUUAAAAACCCCAAACAAGGAGCUCAGACAACGAUUUAUUGCGCAGUUGAUGAAAAAGUUGCGAAUGAAUCUGGUUUGUACUACAAUGGUUGCAGAUCGGUGGAGCCAAUGGCAAAAGCAAAGGAUGACGCCUUUGCAAAAAAAUUCUGGGAAUUCAGCGAACAUUUAAUAGAAUCAGUUCCACAUUCAUCCUGAGCUAAAACCUGUUUAUAUGCAAAAUUAUGUAGAUCUGAAUAGGCAUUUUUUAGUUUAGAAAUAA
This is a messenger RNA of Argiope bruennichi, 1337 nucleotides long. RefSeq names its product retinol dehydrogenase 13-like. NCBI's taxonomy places the organism in Eukaryota, Metazoa, Arthropoda, Arachnida, Araneae, Araneidae. The transcript is spliced from 7 exons. The record is from RefSeq and is a predicted model, not a curated record. The coding region runs from base 335 to 1273 and encodes 312 amino acids.